Molecule: messenger RNA, 5329 nt
Organism: Plodia interpunctella (Indianmeal moth)
Lineage: Eukaryota; Metazoa; Arthropoda; Insecta; Lepidoptera; Pyralidae
Gene: Not3
Product: CCR4-NOT transcription complex subunit 3
Exons: 15
Coding region: 345-2324 (659 amino acids)
Biological process (GO): nuclear-transcribed mRNA poly(A) tail shortening; regulation of DNA-templated transcription
Cellular component (GO): CCR4-NOT core complex; nucleus; P-body
Source: RefSeq, a predicted model, not a curated record
UUUUGCGCCUGCGCUCUUGAUGGUCUACGCGACAUACCUAAAAUCAUUUUGUGGAAAAUUUGAAGUUUGUUGUUAUUUGUGACAACCUUUACUUAAUAAUUAUUUAUGAAAGCGUUGUUCUAAUUACCAUUCCAGGCGCGAGGCUGAAUUUUUCGGUGGCGGUCAGCCUGGAUGCGUUUAGUCACUGUUAUUCAGUUCGAGCGGUGUACGGUAGCCAUCUUGGAAUCGAACAAAGCUUCAGAUGUGUAGUUUCUCUGUUUAUCAAUAAUUUUUGUGCAUUUUAUUGUAAAUAGUUUGUAUGUUUAGGAUAUGUACGGAACGUGCGUCCUUAUGUGUAAAUAGCUAUGGCUGCGACAAGGAAAUUACAAGGUGAAAUAGACAGGUGUUUAAAAAAGGUAACAGAGGGGGUGGAGACUUUUGAGGACAUUUGGCAAAAAGUUCACAAUGCGACGAAUAGUAAUCAGAAGGAAAAGUAUGAGGCGGACCUUAAGAAGGAGAUUAAGAAGCUGCAGAGGUUACGAGAUCAGAUCAAGUCGUGGAUCGCCUCCGGAGAAAUUAAGGAUAAGAGUACACUUUUAGAAUAUAGGAAACUAAUAGAAACGCAAAUGGAGAGGUUCAAAGUGGUAGAACGGGAGACGAAAACGAAGGCAUACUCCAAAGAGGGGCUCGGGGCCGCGCAGAAGCUCGACCCCGCGCAGAAGGAGCGGGAGGAAAUGUCCUCGUGGCUAGUCUCGUCCAUCGACGCACUUAAUUUACAGGUUGAUCAAUUUGAGUCUGAGGUAGAGUCACUGUUAGUUGGUAAGAAGAAACGGUUGGACAAGGAGAAGCAGGACCGGAUGGAGGAGCUCAAGGUGAAGUUGGAGAAGCACAGGUUCCACAUAAAGAAGCUCGAAACGCUGCUCCGGAUGCUCGACAACAUGUCCGUUGAGGUUGAACAGGUUGGUUGUAAAUUUCUGUUACAGAUUAAAAGGAUAAAGGAUGACGUUGAAUACUACAUAGAUUCGUCCCUAGAGCCAGGUUUCGAGGAGAACGAGUACAUAUACGAUGACAUCCGAGGAUUGGACGAGAUCGAUCUCAGCGGAGUGGGGCUGCCCUCCUCCGCCACCACCGACAGCAACAACAGCAAUGGCUCGCCCGGCUCCCCCACUAGUAUACUAUCAGGUACAAGUCCCAUUACGUCCCCAACGUUAGAAGUCCACAAUCACUCGACGGAUUCGACGGAAGUGGAAAAGAAAAAGAAGGAGGAAAUCAUAAUAGCGAAGCCGGUUAAACCGCUGCCUGUGCGCGCGGUGAGCUCCAGCCUCGUCGGUAAUAGCACCAAUAACGUUAGUUCCUUGCUCAAUAACGCAGCGGCAACCACAAAUAGUAUAAACCCCGCGGGGCUGCCGCCGCCGCAGUCGCCGCCGUCGCCGCCGGCCAAGCUGCCGGCGCCCAGUCCGCCGCACCACCACCACGUGUUGCUGGCUAGGAAUAACACAGAAGUAGUGGAGAAUGGUCCCGUGUCGAUUGCGCCGGCGCAUACGAAUACACACAUACCACCCUCCACGCAAGCGCCCCCAACGUCAAAAAGUUCGUCAGUCCCGCUGUUGCUGGGCAGCAGCGAGCGCGUGGAGCCCGAUCUCCCGCUCAACGGCCCCCACCCGCCCGCGCCCGCGCCGCAUCUCACACACACACACAACAAUGGUAGAGUAAGCGAGACAGCGAGUACUCCGUCCCUGUCGAGCGCGGCGGCGGCGAGCGAGGCGGCGUCGCUGAAGAGCAUGGCGCAGGAAGCUGUGCACCGCGCGGGGCUGGAGCACCAUGCGCAGCCGGCGCGCGAGCGUCGCGCGGCCGCGCACAUCCCGCCGCUGCUGGGCGUCGCUCCGCUGGGGCCCGCGCCGCUCAACUCGGAGCACCAGCUACAGUUCCAGAUGAUGGAGGCAGCGUUCUACCACAUGCCGCACCCGUCCGACUCCGAGCGGACGCGGCUCUAUCUGCCCCGCAACAUCUGCCAGACCCCCAUAUACUACAACCAGGUGCUACUCCCUCACUCGGACUCUGUGGAGUUCUUCCAGAGACUGUCGACAGAGACGCUGUUCUUCGUGUUCUACUACAUGGAGGGCACGAAGGCGCAGUACCUCGCAGCCAAGGCGCUGAAGAAGCAAAGCUGGAGGUUCCACACCAAGUACAUGAUGUGGUUCCAGAGGCACGAGGAGCCGAAGGUCAUUAACGAGGAGUAUGAACAGGGCACAUACAUCUACUUCGACUACGAGAAGUGGGGCCAGCGCAAGAAGGAGGGCUUCACGUUCGAGUACAAGUACUUAGAGGACCGCGACCUCAACUGAGGCGCCAGCAUUCCAGCCAGCACUCCGCCCGCGGCAUCACUCGCGGGAUUGAAAAAAAUAUUUAAAAAUUCGCGACGUCAAAAAAAAAAACGUUUUUCUGUCACGUUUUGUACAUAUUUGGAAUCGUUUUUCUUUGACGACUUUAAAUAUGUACAUAACAAUGAAAAAAUAAUGUUUUUUGUGAUGUCUGAAUUUUUCUUUGUUAGAAUGUCGUUGACACUUAUUCUCUGUGAAUCGAAGAAGACUUGAAAUCACCCAAAUAUUUAUAAGAUACUCAUUACAGAUUAUAAUGUACAAAUUGGAGAGGAGAGUGUGAAUGGCGUUUCGUCGAAUUGCCGCGGGGCGUUUACAUAUUCGUUGUCAUUUUGCGAAGUGACGUUAUUGUGACGUGACCAAUCCUUCCUGGCAGUUUUUAAUUGUUGUAGAUACGAAUUUUAGCAAGAAGCGAAAGAUAUCAUGUGAUGCAAUACGAUUAGUUGCAGUGUGAUCUGCCAAAUGUGAUACUGAUUUAGGUCGGCUCACCCUGUCGUGUUUUUAUCUCGAAAAUUUAUUUCCUAGAAGGAAUUUUAAGUCGAAAAUGUCGUAAACCUGUGAUGUUAACUCCGUUUUUGACACCGACAAUGCCUUCAUUCUUUUUUUUUUCGUUCGUAUAUCGCUGUCUUUUUUUUUUUAGAACGAGAUGGCGAUAUUAUAGACGAUAGAUAUAUUUUGGUUAUACAUUUUUCCGAAUCGUGAAUGGAAUAUAGCGGCGGUGAACUGUGUUAUUAUUAAUAAAUAACAUCGAAUUAGUAAACGAUGUGUUCCAUAUUGAUGAUACGAAUAUGUUUACAACAUAUUCUCACCGAAAGAGUAAGUAUUGAUUUUUAAAUUUUAAAUAGCAUUAAUUUGUAAUGUUAAUCACAAUUAUAGUUAAGAACGAUUCUAGGAAUAGAUUUCGAGAUAGAAACGCGAGGAAAUGUGUCGAUGUAGGUUCGGACCGCGUCGGCUGUCGUUCAACGAUACUAUAUGAGGUUUGUCCCGCGAUCUCAGUGCACGAUUUGGACUAUCGAAGUGUGUUUUAUCAGUCCAUUCCGUCUAAACUUCAGAAUUAGAGAUUGCGUGAAAAAUUAAAUUCCCACAAACGAUUUGGUAGUAAAUUUAUUGUUUUUUUUUUUAGCCGUUGUAAAAUUUUUUUCUCACAUCGCUAGCCAAUCGUAAAGUACUUAUUCAUAGCAUAGAAUACAAAAUUUGUCAAUCAUAUUUUAUUAUUUUUCACAUUACAUCUCUGAUUUUGUGGAUUUCCUGAAGAGAUUGCGUGUCUCGGUUGUUAUAGAAUAAGCUAUUGUAGAUAAGGGUAUGUUAUGAACAUAUUUUAUACGAACACAAACGUUGAACUUACGUCAAGACCGAACCGCGGAUAAGCAUGAGAAUGACUUGGAUCGUCCCCCACACGUUUUGGACGACAAGGUUUUUUUUUACAGUAAUGUAAGCCCAAUAAAAAUAAUACAUAAUAGAACUAUGCAUAUCGUGUUUUUCCUUCAUAUUAAGUAAUAAAAAAAUAUAUUAGUUCGAUUACAGGAAAAAAUGUUAUUGUAGUGUAUUUUUGGCGAUUUUUUUUUUGUGAUUUCCAGAUUCGCUUGUUCCUAUCUGCGAUUCCUAUUAUUAUUAUAAUGUUGCGAUAAGUUAAAAGUACCUAAGUCAUUAAUUUAUGUAAUUAGGCUGCGAUUGAAUCUCUUAAAAACGCAUCGUAGGUAAAUAUUGAAAUAAAAAAGAAAAUUAAUAAAACGCGAUAUGUAUAGUGCUUUUCAUAAAAAAAAAAACCUCUUUUCCAAGUCGUCGGCGCGAUCCAGUGAUGUGUGCUAGUCAUACGUCUGAGCCGCCGCAGCGUGCGCUAGCGACGCUAGACCAGAGACGUGGAUUUCAUUCACUACCGCAAUGAUAGUAAUGUCUUCUUGAUUGAACAAAUAUUAUUUACAGGUUUUCUCAUGAUGUGUGCUAUCCAGUGAUACGGGAGUCUAUAAAGCCUAUUUUAUAAAGGAUUGUGUAUCCUUUACAUUUCCGUAAAUUUAGGUGUUUUAAAUUGCUCCUUGCACAUUCUGCGCAACGCGCGCUGCGAUGCCAAUUUUCGUUUUAACUUUGUAUAGCGACCGAUCGGAAUAGGUUGAAAUUAUUUUAAAGGCCGGCCCGCCCCUCGCUAUACGAUGUGUCAUAAUUGGACAAAAGCCACCCCCGAGUGGUCGUGUAAAAAUAGUUUUAAAUUGUUGUUAUGACACGUUUUGCGCAAAUGAUUUGACUGUUGAAUGGUUGCUGAAUAGUUGUGAGUCGCGGCGCGGCCGAGCGCGCGACACUUUACACUCGCGCGCUCGCGGCGAACGUUCGCGGCGAAUGUUCGCGACCUCCGUAUAGCGGGGUCGCCGGCCUCGGGUCUCCAGUGUGAUGUCGUUGUAACUAAACAAUACACUCCCUCACCACCGUUCGACGCGUAACUGUUGUACAUUUUACUUUGAUUAUAUUCGGAUUACUACAGGUUCGAUUCGAGGAAUUUCCGAGAUAUACCCGUAUAAAAGUAGAGAGGACGUCUUGCUUGAUAAUGUCGAAGGAUUUCCUCGGGCCGUCGAGCUUGCCCCGAUAGUAAUCGGAGUAUAGUCAUUUAAAUUGAACAAAAACGUAAUUAUGUAAGCGCAUGUAUGUAAGUCACUGCCACGCUUGUGUAUUAUAAUCGGUGAUUUAGAAAUAUAAAUCGUACUUAUUUAUUUUGUGAUAAAAGAUUAGGGGGUGGGGGAGUGUGCGGUUUGCCGUGAGCAAUAGUCGUAUGUACUGCCGGAAGACGCCGAUGAUCGACAUGCAGCGGCGCACCGCGGCCGAGCCGGCGCGAAUCGUAAUUCCGUGCGUCGUGAUGAUAGUUUUCACUUUUGUAAAAAGUCUAUCGUGAGCAGAUGAAAUGUGGUAAAUAAUAAUUUAAAAAAUUAUCUGUACAGUUCUAUUUGUAUAGAAAUAAUAAAUAAUGAUUAAAAAAAUUUAAAACA